AUGACAACGACCACGGGGGAUCCAUCAAGCCUAAAAACACCAUCCAGCCUCUCGGGGGGUGAUUUAGUAUCCAGACUACUAGCCGCAACCCCACCGUACCUCUACAACGUCCCGUUAACACCUCACAGCUUCUUCUUCAGUGAGAUGCUAAGGUCUUUUGUCCAAGCCAAGGCUUCUUCUUCCUCAGAAGCUUCUCCAGCAGCGACUCCUUCUUCUUCAGCAGUUGCUAAUAAUUUAUCGAACAAUCGCAGACGGAAACGCUCUUGGAGAGACGCUAGAGAACGUCCCUUAGAGCUGACCAAGGACAAAAGUGUCUUGAGCGACUCUAAAUAUUUUCACCAGGAACUUUCUCCUGAAAAUAAUCGCUACAGGUCUGCAGCAGCAGCUGCUGCUGCUGCUGCUGAGUAUGAAGAAAAAAAUCAGGGACAAAAUAUUGAAGAAAAAAAUCAAAAUCAAUUCGAACCUUUAAAGCCUGUUGAUGAAAAUCGGGAUUUUUUGAAGAAUAGACACUUUUUUGAUGAUCCUUCUCGAUUAUUUAAUAAUAAUAAUAAUAGUAAUAAUAAUAAUAAUAAUAAUAAUAAUAAUAAUAAUAAUAAUAAUAAUAAUAAUAAUAGUGAAGAAAAUUUAGAAGAAAAUCGCAAAGAAUCUGGACUUGGAUUUAUAGAAGGAGAAAAAAAUUCUAAAUUAGAAUUUAAAAAUCAAAAUUACACCUUACCUGCUACAAAUUCAGAGUUCACUCCUUCGCCAUUUUGGUACCCGCCGUACCCAAUUCCGCCGCAGUACCCUGGAAUAGAUCCCCUGCACUUCUUCAUAGACUUACGUGUCUCCGGACACAUCUGGGACCGGAAGGUUAACAGUGAACGGCAGCCGAUUUUUAAGAACAAACACUGCUCCGCGUUUAGUGUACCGCAAACUGCUAAAGAGUACAAUCGACCGCUUAAUUUGACUCGCGACGAGGCUGGAGCCUAUAAGAAUAAGGAGAAUUAUAGGGGCACUCAUUUUAUUUUUAAAAAUUUGACAAAGACUUACCGGGAUAUUGAGAGUAAGAGCAAUAGGGAGAAAUGUGAUAGCAAGAAUGAUGAAGCCGUCGGUAGCUCAUCACAGCAAGACAGAGCGUCACCGUCAACUUUUAAAGAAGACAAAGAAGAUGUUUCUUCCGUAACAACUGGGAGUAAAAAAGACAUACGUGCUCUUAUUGGGUUAGAACUUGUUGUCGACUAUGUCAAGGAACCGAAAGAAGAGCCCCAGCCACAGUCACCCGCCACCAACAUAUAA
Molecule: messenger RNA, 1275 nt
Organism: Cotesia congregata
Lineage: Eukaryota; Metazoa; Arthropoda; Insecta; Hymenoptera; Braconidae
Source: the annotation of a GenBank genome assembly